UUUGGUCCGUAGCCAGUUCGUGACAUCCGUUCUUUCAAUGUGUAGUAUACGGUGUCUGUCAUUUUGAUUGAUUCAUAUCACUUUAUGAAAAAUGUUUUCCUUGUAUCGACAAUGCAAUAUUGGAGUUCAGAAGAUUCUCUCACGUUGUAAGCUGAACAGUCAUGUUGGGUGACGCUGAAAUUGCCUAGACGCCCGAAGUAUGUUCAUCCAAGUGCAAGACACUCCAAACCCAAACAGCAUGAAGUACUUUCCCGGCAAGGAUGUGCUCGGUACCGGUACGAUCGAUUUUCCAUCCAUCGUUCAUACCGGAUCGUCUCAGCUCGCCAGGCAACUGUUCCGCAUCGAAGGCGUUGAACGUGUCUUUUUUGGUCCAGAUUUCAUUACAAUCACAAAGAAAGAUGAACUGGACUGGAGUGUUAUCAAACCUGAAGUGUUUGGUGUAAUUAUGGACUAUUAUGCAUCAGGAUUGCCAAUUAUUUCUGAAGAUACGCCUACGGACCAAACGGAUGGUGAAGUCGAAGAGGAUGAAACUGUUAUGAUGAUUAAAGAGCUACUGGAUACCAGAAUACGACCGACUGUUCAGGAGGAUGGUGGGGAUAUCAUCUACGUGGGUUUCAAGGAUGGCAUUGUUCGGCUGAAAUUACAAGGAUCCUGUUCCAGCUGCCCCAGCUCUGUGGUGACAUUGAAAAAUGGCGUUCAAAAUAUGCUCCAGUUUUACAUACCCGAAGUUCUGGGGGUGGAACAAGUUGAGGAUGAACUUGAUGCGGUCUCCAAAAAGCAGUUUGAGGAGGCUGAGAACGCGCUAAGAAGUCAGGACACAACAGGCCAUACAGGCUCAUGACUACCAGCUUAAUCCGUAACACUUUCUUUUCAUCUGUGUACAGAUUAUCUUGAUUGUGCUGCUGAUACAUUUCAAUCAAAUUCGUCGACAUCCCCGUUCCCUAGGAACUACGUUUGCAUGCACCCAAAUGAUGUGGGUUUUGUUUUGUUUUGACUGCUAUGAACUCUUGCUAUGUGCUAGGUUGAGGUUAGCUCAACUGUUCGGUCGCAGUAUUUUUCCGUAAUGCACCUUGAUACCGGGAAUAUUACAGGUCUUUCGAGAAGGACAGUACAGGCAUUCGCCAGUAUAUUGUGAAAGAUCACACUCACUGAGUGAUUCAGGUGGCCAUCAGAGCAUCAGAAACAUGGUUAAAUUCGUUCACUCCAGCCAUGAACUCACCACUUACCACAUACCUUGUUCAGUUGGUUUGAUAAGACCACCUCGGCCAUGUUUUUGUAAAAUGUAUUUGUGGCA
Molecule: messenger RNA, 1294 nt
Organism: Opisthorchis viverrini
Lineage: Eukaryota; Metazoa; Platyhelminthes; Trematoda; Opisthorchiida; Opisthorchiidae
Exons: 5
Coding region: 200-841 (213 amino acids)
Biological process (GO): iron-sulfur cluster assembly
Cellular component (GO): mitochondrion
Molecular function (GO): iron ion binding; iron-sulfur cluster binding
Source: RefSeq, a predicted model, not a curated record